Messenger RNA from Triticum turgidum subsp. durum (durum wheat), 1353 nucleotides. Lineage: Eukaryota; Viridiplantae; Streptophyta; Magnoliopsida; Poales; Poaceae. The record is from the annotation of a GenBank genome assembly.
AUGGCUUCGCCGCCGACGGGACCCGCGGCGCCGGCGGGUUUGGAGAGCAUGGAGGGACUCGCCCUCGACACUAUCAUCGCCAAGGCCGGCGCGCGCCCCGCGGCCGCGCUCGCCUGCGCCAGCACGCACCUGCGCGCCGCCGUCGCCGAGGACGCCGUCUGGCGCAGCUUCUGCGCCCGAGACCUCGGCCUCGACGCGCCCCUAGACCCCGAGGACCGCCCGCUCCCCUCCUUCAAGGAUGCAUAUAAAGUUUGGUCAGAGUCUUUUGGUAUGUAUCCAUUACCCCUGGUAAAGAGAGUGAAACUUUUUUGGAGCUCAUUAAAAGGCUGGAUUUCUGAAAACUUCCCUGAAGCACUCAGAACUUUGAGUAAAGGUGCUUCUGAGGCUCAGAUAAGAUCAGCAGAAGAUGAUCUUGGUUUCAAGCUUCCUAUGCCCACAAAGCUAUUGUACCGCUUUUGCAAUGGUCAACUGCCUUUCAGUAGAAACCACUUUGAGGAUGUACGCAUGGCUCCUCUUGGCAUAAUAGGAGGCUAUGUGUUUUAUGAUCACAGUGUAAAUGUGCACUUGUCAUCUCUUGAGCAAAUGGUCGAAGAGACAAAAGAAUUUAAUCUCGACUUGGAGGAACAAGGUCUUCCCAUUGGGCCCAACCUUGCAUUAGUGGCAAGUUCAUGGUAUCAUCCUAAAACGUUUAUUCUCAAUUGUUCAAGUGGUGACCUUUACGUUGGCACUGCCAACUUAUCAGCUGGAGAAAUGAUGCCAUGCGUGCCAAAAUCAUUGAUAAAGCCAACUGAUAGUGAUAUGCCCCAAGAUGGAUUACUUUUGUGGUUGGAAGAGCACCUUAGGCGCUUACAGAAUGGCAUGAUCAAGAUUCGCCCGCUUAAGACGUCGAGGUAUAUCUGCUUAUAUCCAGAAGCAUCCCCAUUGUGUUCGUCAGCAGUGACAAAUGGUGUAAAGGUACGUGCAUCUGCAGUCUUUGCGCCAGAACAUCCUUAUGGGGGGCAUCCGGGCACAUAUCUGUACAGCUAUUCCAUCCGCCUGUCAGUUCCUGAGGCAUGCAUGCUAGGUGGAGUUUACUUUUCUUCCUGCCAGCUUCACUCACGCCACUGGAUCAUCCGAUGUAAAGACACGGUUGUUUCGGAUGUGAAUGGGGAAGGUGUUAUUGGGAAGUUUCCUUUACUUUUACCAGGGCAGGACGAGUUUGUCUAUGAGAGCUGCACGCCGCUGAAUGGCAGUAGUGGAUCUGUGGAGGGCUCCUUUACAUUUGUGCCUGGGAGGGUGACCCAGCCAGAAGGAAAACCAUUCAACGUCACGGUGGCUCCGUUCCCUCUGCAAGUACCCGACUACAUCUUCUGA